AUGACUGGCAUUCAUUCUAACACCCGUGACGCCAUGCAGUUUUCGUCAUUCUACAACUACUCUCUUGCCUCGAAAGCGGCAAUCAUGGCUCCAAAGCCUCUGUCUGAUAUCUUCACAGAGCGAGCAGUCGAGCUGCGCAAGUAUAUCUUUGAUCAACCAGCCUCAAGGUUCACCAACAAUCCACAGGCUCUUGCAAAUUCAAUUGAAGACUUCGCCAACCAAGUCGGGCAUAUGAUGAUCUUUCCAAAGUCAAAAGUCAACAUUGCACGUGGACAACUUCUAAUUCAGCGGCCGGUACCGCGAACGAUUAUUGAAUAUGGCACAUUUGUGGGCACAUCGGCACUUGCUUGGGCUGCUAUCGUGCGUGAAAUCUACGGUGACAAGGUGCCCAGUGACGUCAAGGUCUACAGUUUUGACCCAGAUGCACAGAUGGUUGCAUUGGCUCGGGAAUUUGUGAAACUCGCGGGUGUGGAAGACUUGGUGCACGUAUUCCAGGGCGAAGGCUCCGAGUCGUUGAAGAACCUGCAUAACGAAGGCAAAGUGACUUCGAUCGAUAUGGCCUUCUUCGAUCACAGGGAGCAGCUCUAUCUUCCUGACCUGAAAUUGAUUGAAGAGUUAAAUCUUUGGCGUGUUGGGUCGUUGGCAGUUGCUGACAACACGGAUUUCCCUGGGGCACCCGACUAUCUGGACUAUAUUCGAACAAGUGGCAGCAGAGGAUUUGGGACGAAAUACGAGACAAAUUCGCUUCACACCACUCGAAAUAAAGGCCCGGUAUGUCUGAUUCCAGCGAGACGGUACUCGGACCACAGCUAA
Messenger RNA from Penicillium salamii, 813 nucleotides. The record is from the annotation of a GenBank genome assembly. Lineage: Eukaryota; Fungi; Ascomycota; Eurotiomycetes; Eurotiales; Aspergillaceae.